This is a messenger RNA of Recurvomyces mirabilis, 1491 nucleotides long. RefSeq lists its product as uncharacterized. NCBI's taxonomy places the organism in Eukaryota, Fungi, Ascomycota, Dothideomycetes, Mycosphaerellales, Teratosphaeriaceae. Gene Ontology annotation, molecular function: RNA binding. The record is from RefSeq and is a predicted model, not a curated record. Gene Ontology annotation, cellular component: nucleus. The coding region runs from base 1 to 1491 and encodes 496 amino acids. The transcript has 7 exons.
AUGGCCGACGAACCGCGAAAGCGAUCUCGCUUCGAUCAGCAGGAGCCGGCACGCAAGUCGCGCUUCGACCGCCGCUCGCGCUCCCCUCAGCGUGAUGAAGAGUCCUCAGCUGUGAAAAGUGUCGAGAGCCCAGCGGACAAGAAUGGCAAUGCGGCAGCAGCUGCAGCAGCCGCGGCGGCCAAGAUCAACGCCUCGAUCAAUGCGAAGAAGGGCAUUCAGCACGUGGAUGUGCCGCCGAUCCGUCCGACCGAGUCCCCAAGCGCAGAUGCUGGAGCCACCGAGACCAGCGGCACCCUCAACGCCGACAUCUACCAGCAAGAUGGUGACUAUAUCCGCGACGUCGAGAUCAACGACCUGCGCAACCGCUAUACAUUGACUAAAGGCAGCACACAAAAGAUGAUCAAAGAGAAAACUGGCGCUGAUGUCACUACUCGAGGCAGCUACUAUCCGGACAAGAGUCUGGCUACCGCCGCGAACCCACCACUUUACCUCCACAUCACGAGCACGACCAAAGACGGUCUCGAGAAGGCCGUCCAAGAAGUCGACCAGAUGAUGUCACAAGAUCUGCCCAAUCUCGUUGACGAGCGCCGCUUCCGUCGCCGCGACCAAGAAGAGCGUCCGCAGUUCGAGCGUGACCAUCUAGGUCGUCGCAAAUGGCCAGAAGAACGCAUUCCGAUCGAUCUGGAGCCCAUUCCUGGUUUCAACUUGCGUGCCCAAGUAGUUGGUGCUGGUGGCAGCUAUGUCAAGCAUAUCCAAGGCGAGACGAGGUGUCGUGUCCAGAUCAAAGGCCGUGGAAGUGGCUUCAUGGAGCAUGAUACUGGGGUUGAGAGUGAUGAGGCGAUGUAUCUGCAUGUGGCCGGCCCCGAUCCUGCCGAAGUCGAGCGUGCCAAAGGCAUGUGCCUCGAUCUCCUCAAAUCCGUCAAAGACUCCUACGACUCUUUCAAGGAACGUGGCCCACGUGGCGGAGGAGGCGACCGCUUCGAACGCGGAGGUGGUGGCGGCGGCUAUGGUGGGGGUGGUGAUCGUGGAGGCUACCAAGAACGCGAUCGUAACAGCUCGUACGGCGGCAACUCCCAGUAUGGAGGUGGCAACUCUCAGUACGGCGGUGGCUACGCUCAGCAAGCAGCUGCUGGCUACGGUAGCGCUCAGUCUCCUACCCAAGGCACCCCCGGCUUCGCUCCUGCUGCUGGCGCAAUGAGCCCUGAUGCUGGUGCUGCUGGCGCAGACCAAGUGGCCCAGAUGCAAGCCUGGGCAGCUUACUACGCUCAGAAUCCCUCUGCAGAUCCUUACGCUGCGUACGGUGGAUACGGUCAGGUUAUGGCAGCAUACUAUCAGCAAGGUCAGCAGGGUAUGGCGCAGGCUAAUGGUGAUGGUGGUGCGCCUCCGCCUCCACCUCCUCAGGACUCGCAGGUUCCGCCUCCGCCGCCGCCGCCUCCUGGUAGUGGUGCGCCAGGGGGAUACAAUUCAGUGCCGCCACCACCUGGCAUGUGA